This is a messenger RNA of Cuscuta epithymum, 867 nucleotides long. NCBI's taxonomy places the organism in Eukaryota, Viridiplantae, Streptophyta, Magnoliopsida, Solanales, Convolvulaceae. The record is from the annotation of a GenBank genome assembly.
UAAGGAACUGAAAGAAAAGUUUCCUGAUAAACCAAUUGACAAGGAUAAGAUUCAAAAUCGGAUGAAGAAUAUCAAAAGGAUUUGGUAUCCAUGUUACGACUUAUUCAAAUAUGGUGCUAGUGGCUUUGGUUGGAAUCAUGCUACGGAAAUGUUCACUGCUGAACCUGAAGUUUGGCAACGCUUGAUUGAGGUGAAACCAGAAGCUGCGGAAUGGAAAAAUAAGCAAAUGCGUAACUUUCACAAGUUAUGCUUGCUAUUUGCGAAAGAUAGAGCUGAUGGGCUACUUGCGGAAACUGCAGCUGAAAUGAGAAAAAGGAAAAAUGCUUUUAAUGAAGAGAGCGAAGUUUACACAUCAUUGGAUAAUAUUGAUGAUUUGGAUUCAAUACUUGAAAGUGAUGUUAAUGUGGAAAACCCUUUUACGUCUCAACAAAGUGGACAUAGAAAUACAGCUCAAGGGGUCCCUACUCAAAAUGAAGAAGAAACUGUGCGGUCUCACUCAAUAUCUCAUGACAAGGCAUCCUCAAAGGGAAAAGCCAAGAAGAAGAAGGCUAAAGUUGAUGGAGAAGUUGUGCUUCUCAAAGAAGGACUUGAUAAUGUCGCUCAAGCUAUCACAACUUCAACAUCUGAACUCGUUAAAGCGACCACUCUUCCAAUCUCAGAAAGUGAAGUUUGGAAUUUAUUAGUUGAUUUAAAUAUUGCUGCUGAGCAUCGUAAUGCAUGCUAUCUGUUUCUUGUUCAGAAGCCUGAUAUGCUGAGAGCUCUUCUUGGAUGUCCAGUUGAAAGCCGGAGCAGUCUUCUUCAUGACAUGAUGGCAUGAGCUAGCGAAUUGACGUUUUAUCAUUAUAUUUUUGAAUUUAACGUUCAAAC